Molecule: messenger RNA, 3534 nt
Organism: Darwinula stevensoni
Lineage: Eukaryota; Metazoa; Arthropoda; Ostracoda; Podocopida; Darwinulidae
Source: the annotation of a GenBank genome assembly
AUGGCGACCAAGUGGUUCCUCGCUGCCCAGAAAUUCGUCGAAGAAAGGUUUCCGGACAGGGAAACGGAAAUCCGAGUUGUACCGCCACUCCGAGAUGUCCCUGUCGACGUCCAGUUGACUCUUGUCUCAACUUUCUACGAGAUAGUUAGAAAGAGGGGGGAGUCGAUGUUCAUCGUCUGCAGUCGGGACAUAAAACAACUGCUGAGAGCACGCUUGCAUGGUGGACUUUAUGGCAUAUCGGAGAAUGACAAGGGGUUCGACGUAGUUGUCAUAGAUCGUCACCGGGGUUUGUUUUACAUGAAGUGCGGAGGCAACGUUGAAAAGAAAAGGGGUGACAGCGGCAAGAAGGACUGCGAUGAGCUCAAAGCCUUGAUGAUGGAGGCGGGAAUGGACGAUAAGAAACAGGUGGACGACUGCCUUUCAUUUCCAGUUCCAAUUCCAUUAUUCUGCAAUGAUAUCCCCCUAUAUAAGGGACCAACGGAUGUCCGACCUCUAGUGCUAAUUGAUGAUCACUUCUCCAGUUCUUCCCUCGAAGUACUAGGAGAUUGGUGGGAAAAAAUUAUCGAGCAUUCCGAAACCAAGAAAAUCGACCUCAAGCCUGAAAUUCACAAGGCUCUCUUGGCCAUAUUCGUCGCACCCUUUUAUGUGAGUCCAUCCUCGAAAACGGGCGAGACGAACGUCAACUUUCUCAAAGACAGGGAAUUGGAAAUUCUGAUCCACGAGCCUGCCAAGUCCGUGAUCAAAGGGAACUCAGAAACUGAACGAAUGAAGUUCAUGAUGGAAAAGGUCCGGAAUAUCGUCACGAAAUGGUUCUCCAAGAGACCGAUCACCGAAACGGAACGUAUCCUCGUCCUCGGAGCCAGACAUGAUAUCAGGGAAAACCUGAACUCGAUGCUAGAAUGGAUAGUGAGCUCUGCUAUUGGUGCCUAUUCCACAUGGACCACGAUGUCUGCGAAGGAGAUGAGGCGACGGAUUCAGAACCUAAUUAACAAGAACCUCGUCUUCUGUACAUUUUUCCCAGACAAAGCAUAUGGAGAAGUUCCUACCAUUGAAGAGCCAAUGCAUGCGUGUACAUUUGGCAUUGAUAUGCCAAAAGUGAAGGCGAUUGUUGGCCGACUCUACGAAGGAAUGGGAGGCACGACUGAGCAUCCUGGUACUCAUGAAUGGCAAGAAAUACGGAGGAGUUAUACCAAUUUUCAUCACAUCUUUGUUCUUGGGGCUCACAAAUUCAAUCUGAAUUUGUCAGAUAUUUGCAAACUUCAUCUGAGUAAACACGGAUAUUUUUGGCUUCUCUGGCCGGAAGGUGAUCUUCCUGACACCUUUGUUGCAGAACUCAUUCACUCUGGUUUCAUACGGCCAGACAGGAAAUCCAUACAAGUUACUAGCAUGGGGAGAGGCAGUCCUCCAGCGAGGGAAACAACAUGGCUAUAUCAAGCCGAGAAUUUCAUCAGGAGGACAUACCCUGAUUGGAGAGCCGGGAACACGACUCACCUUUUCCCACCUGUUCAGUACAAGGAUGAAUGGAUCAAAUCUGCCAGAACCCGAAGGGGGAGAGCGGAGAGAUCCCUCAUUCUACGUCUGCAUGAGCUCGGACAGAGAAAGCGGUCACCUAUUUUCAUCACAUAUAACUCAGACUUCGCCCACCUCAUCAAGACGCGGAACGUCGGGGGUGGCAUCGAAGGCAUCCUAGAAUCGGAAGGACACGACAUCGUCCUCAUACAUCAUAACUUUGGGGUAAUCUUAAUCCAAAUAAAGAAUCUGAAUGCCGAGAAGACAGAAAAAGAAGUAGGAGAUGCAGCGACGAACAAUCAGACCGCAGCCGAACAGCUUGAAAUGGACGUUCGAAGUGUGACUACUACUAGAAAAAAAUUGGAAGACGCCAUGAGAGAGUGCGGUCUGGAAGACAUCAACGUGUCCCUGUCGGUAAUUGCAAUCCCAACUGUGAAAAGAGAAUGGGUGGAUGAAGGGCCAACUGGCGCCGGUCUUGUCUUCCUCUGCGAAGAAGAUUGCAGUUCUGCUAAAUCCCUCGAAGAAUGGUGGCAGAAAUAUAUCCUCCAGUCCGAACAUCUUCAGAGCUCCACCAUCAAGGAUGAGACCUACAUAAGUCUUCUCGCAAUAUAUAUCGCACCAGUAUACGCAACCCCGGCCUUCACAGCCCGAUUCAACAGACAAAAUCUAUCUUUCCUGACCGAAGAAAAGCUGGACAUCCUGGUGAACGGACCGAAGGAGUUCGUGCUGAAAGGAGCAGCCGGGACUGGGAAGACGUGGAUUGUUCAGGAAAAGAUCAGGAACAUCGUCAUGUCUUGGUUUUCUCGAGGACCCAUCGAGGACAAGGACGAGACGAUCCUCCUCAUCCGCAGGAACACCCAAGUCGCCAACGAAUUGAGGAGGACGCUGUACGACCUCCUCCUCACGUCCGCUAUGGCUAUGAUCAGCAAAUGGGUCGACGGAACGAACGAUGAGGAGGAAAGGCAGAAGAAUCUUUCCGAAUCGGAUCAGCAUGUGAUACUGGAGACCCUGCACGAAGUCUUCAAGACACAGAAACCGCCAUUCGACCACAUGUUUGUUGACGACGGAGAAGAAUGGUGCAAAUCCUACGGUGACCACUGGAUGACCAUGCUCCGAUCUCUUCACAAAGGUAGUGGAGGAUAUUUUUGGCGGACCUACGAUCCCCUUUCUGAUGCCAUGGAAAAAUUGACGAACGCUAUGAAAUCUGAGGUGAAGGGUGCUCGUCCCUUGUAUACAGUUUUGAGGAAUACGGGAUCCGUCUUGGAGACGUGGACUCGAGCGUAUACAUCACCUGUUGGAGGCGCCCUCUCGACGAAUACCAUCGCACUCGGCUUGAUGUAUGAAAUUGGAAAAAUCCAGUUGGGACACAAUAUACGGGGUCCCAAAGUGGAAAUGUUUCACGUCUCCUCCUCGGAUCUGGCAGAGAAGAUACAGGGAAUUCUUGAAGAAAAGUUUCCUCACGCGAACCAGCUCAAUGACAUAGCUAUUGUCUUUGCUGAUGAAGCAGAUUUUCAAGUCCAUAUGCAGCGUCUUACGGUUGAAUUGUGCACGAAGCAAAAUGAAUGCCCAGAGAAGAGAUACAACAUAACAACCUAUGCUGACUUCUUCAAAGGUCUCGAGGCCCCUAUCGUGUUCUUGAUCAUCAACAGCAGACAGGAGAGGGAGAUGAAUUUGUAUAUGGGUGCAACGAGAAGCACUUCCCACCUCUUCGUACUCUCAUUCGAGGGGGGUGCAGAAGAGGAGGAAGCCGCCUUGGAGAUAUUAGUGAACAAAUUACUUCGUUUUGUCUUCCUGGAGGAAAUGACUGCAGAAGUGGAGGACGCCGCUCGCAAGGAAACUCGUCGCAGACUAGUGCUAUAUAUACCUAACAAGUUCUUCGCUUCAGUCUUCAGAAACGAAGCUGACGAAGCCCCAAAAUUGGAGGAUGUGACCUCUGCGCCCAUCGCGGAUAUAUCCAACGACAAGGAAGAGAUCAAGCAGGAUAGGGAAGAUAAGCGAGGGAAGGAUAGGGAAGAUAAGCGAUAA